Messenger RNA from Eriocheir sinensis (Chinese mitten crab), 1630 nucleotides. RefSeq names its product protocadherin Fat 1-like. The transcript has 7 exons. Bases 76 to 954 code for a protein of 292 amino acids. The record is from RefSeq and is a predicted model, not a curated record. Gene Ontology annotation, molecular function: calcium ion binding. Gene Ontology annotation, cellular component: plasma membrane. Gene Ontology annotation, biological process: homophilic cell-cell adhesion. Lineage: Eukaryota; Metazoa; Arthropoda; Malacostraca; Decapoda; Varunidae.
UGACAGUCAAAGAAAGACAUUUUAAUUUAUGGAUUUUGAAUUGGUUGGGUCUUGUUCUGGAAUGACCAACAGGUGAUGGACGUGAAUGACUGCCCUCCACGCUUCUCUGAGUCCAGCUACACAGCCCUGGUGGCCGAGAACAGCGAGGUGGGCGCCACCGUCACCAUCCUCACGGCCGCUGAUGACGAUGAAGGAAACCAUGGCCAGAUCCAGUACAGCCUCGGCCCCGAUGAAAGCGCUGUAGUGAAGUCAACUUUCCGCAUUGAUCCACACACUGGGACGCUGACCCUGGCGGCCCUGCUGGACCGCGAGACCAUGGCCCAGUACUCCUUCACCGUCACUGCCACUGACGGGGGCCCCAAGCCUCUGUCCACCAGCACAAGAGUCACUGUACUGGUCAAGGACUACAACGACAACCCUCCAGUGUUCACCAAAGACACUUACGUCACUGCUGUGCCUGAGGACACCGCCACGGGCACGGCGGUGGUGGAGCUCAGCGUGACGGACGCCGACGAGUCUGUGGCCGAACUUGACUUCUUCAUCACCGGCGGCGACCCUGACGGCCAAUUCCUGGUGCACGCCUCAGGGGAGGUGUACGUGGCCGGUGAGCUGGACCGGGAGAGGCAGGCCGAGUACACCCUCACCGUCACCGUCACCGACGGGAAGUUUACGGCCAACACGACUGUUACUGUGACAGUCAUCGACAUCAACGACAACGGUCCGGUGUGCAAGGAGCCAAUCUACCGUCGGGAGAUCUCUGAGGAUGCCACCCCAGGCACCCAGGUGGCCUCUGUUGUGUCCUGGGAUGCCGAUGAAGGCACUGCUGCCUGGAGCCGCUACAUUCUCACCGGGGACAGCGCCCACCACUUCAGUAUUGACCAGCUGAAUGGCCACGUGGCCACAGCCACCCAGCUGGACAGAGAGGCACGGGACCACUACCACCUCACUGUUUAAUCGCACUCUAUAUGAAGCUUACGUGGAGGAAAAUUCAUCUCCUGGCCAGCUAGUCAUCAACCUGGUGGCCACGGACCUUGAUGCCUGGGACCUGGGCAAGCUGCAGUACACCAUCCUGCACCAGACUUCAGAGGGAGCCUUCACCGUGGACAAAGAAGGCAACCUAUACACUGAGACACCUCUGGAUCGCGAGUCCCUGCCUGUGCACAGCCUCAAGGUGUCUGUGAUGGACGAGGGGGGCCGGGCCAGCUUCACGGCGGUGCGUGUGACGGUCCGCGACAAGAACAACAACCCACCAGUCUUCACGUUGCCGGAGUAUCAGGCGAACAUCAACACUGACUUGGCUCCCAGGACAACCAUUCUCAAGGUGGGGAACACUGGGCAGGGAGGAGUUAGGCCCCGUUCACACCGUGGCAACGCUGGGCCAUGACAACUCAGCGACUUUUAGGCCCCCAUCACACUGUGCCGACUCGGCAUCUGACAAUCGUUUCUAGACCUCUUUCCGACCAUGUGCGACCCUUUCACAUCAGCAUUUCACACCCAAGACCUUGUGUGCCCUUAGUCGCUGGGUUGUCAUGGCCCAGAGUCAGCACAGUGUGAAUGGCGCCUUAAUCAACUAAUUUCCUUUAUGGCCUUUGGAAAUAUUUGUUGAGAGACCCAAAAUAGUCUAAGAAUG